AUGGCCAGAGUAAGUAGUACCUGUACUUUCUUAGUCAUUUUAGCGUUUCUGUAUGUAGUACAUGGAAACCAGCAGAUGAAGUUUUCGUUGCCAAUUGUAGAAUCGAAUAAGGCUGAUCAGUACUUCUGUUUUGCAAGAAAGUUGGACGAAUUUGACAAUAUCAAUGUCGACGGUAUAGAGUUAAAUGUCGACAAAGAAAAUGCGCAUCACGUAUCUCUUUCCGUGUGCAAAGCACCAUCUUCUGAUCAACAAGUAUGGGACUGCUCGUCAGCUCAGGGAAAAGUUUGUCAGGGAAAUGCAGUCAAUCUUGGUGGAUGGGAAGCUCGCAAUAAACACAGUGGGAAAUACAACCUCCCUACAGGUCUGUCUGUUCGUGUUGGAAAGGAAACUUCUAUGCAGUACAUAGUUACACAGGUUCACUUCAAACAUGCCCUAAAAAACACGACCAGUGCUAUAGCAAAUGUCACUCUUCGACUAAAUAAUGAUAGGUCAACACUUAAUUAUCAGACCUACUCCUUUAUCAAUGAGGGUUAUAUUCCAAAGCUAAAAAACAAGGGAUUCUUUGCCGAAUCAGCCUGUCAAUGGACGAAACCUUCCGUUCAGCUUUAUACUUUUACAACACAUACACACGGACAUGGGGUCUUAGUUGAGGGGUUUCUCGUAAGAAAUGGUACCUGGACAGUUUUGGGAAGUCAGCUCAAAAACGGGGAGGAAAAGGUUUCAGCUUCUUACUAG
This is a messenger RNA of Saccostrea echinata, 735 nucleotides long. RefSeq names its product peptidyl-glycine alpha-amidating monooxygenase B-like. Gene Ontology annotation, molecular function: copper ion binding; oxidoreductase activity, acting on paired donors, with incorporation or reduction of molecular oxygen, reduced ascorbate as one donor, and incorporation of one atom of oxygen. The record is from RefSeq and is a predicted model, not a curated record. Gene Ontology annotation, cellular component: extracellular region. The transcript has 9 exons. The coding region runs from base 1 to 735 and encodes 244 amino acids. NCBI's taxonomy places the organism in Eukaryota, Metazoa, Mollusca, Bivalvia, Ostreida, Ostreidae.